Messenger RNA from Mycena indigotica, 708 nucleotides. RefSeq lists its product as uncharacterized. The coding region runs from base 1 to 708 and encodes 235 amino acids. The transcript has 4 exons. The record is from RefSeq and is a predicted model, not a curated record. Lineage: Eukaryota; Fungi; Basidiomycota; Agaricomycetes; Agaricales; Mycenaceae.
AUGAUCACCGGAAUCUCUAAAGCCACCACACUUUACCUUGCCCCAGUCGUCACCCUAACUGCAAUCGUCCUCUCGCUGCUGGUCUUCCUUGCUCCAGUUUUGGUUUUGCAAGACAAAGUCGCGCUGUUAACGGUUACGCCGUCGACAGUGUUGGUUAAAAACACAUCCCAAUCGAUAGAUGGGCCAACAGUGUACCUUGGCACACUGGGCUCUUGCUCGCGACCAAAGAAUGACGCACCUAUAACUUGCUCGGCACCUUCAUUCAACCCGGUUUAUGACCUUUCUGUAUUGCCCUCCGCUGCUCCUCGAUUGCUUUUGGCUGCCCCGAACGAGGCGACCCCCAUUUUUGUGGGCAUCGCAAUCGUGUUUUCCGUCAUCUUCUUCAUCACAUUCACCCUUACCUCCUUCCGUCAAAAGUUCGGGGAGAAAAUGUCUGCUGCUCUGGACAAGCCCGGCUUCCAACGUGGUUCUACGUUGGUCGGUGUUAUUGGCUUCAUUCUGGGCAUCACGUCCUUCCUCUUUCUGCGCCUAUGGUUCGCCAAGGCAGCCAGCGACUUCAACCAGAGCAUCGCUCUCCAAGGAGCCAACGGACCGCAAGUCAUUGCCAACAUGGGCAAUGCUUUUACGAUGGUGUGGGUUGCGUACGCAUUCUACGGUGUCCCCGUUGUCAUCUCUCUUGCCAAGCUCCACGUGAAGGCGUCCAAAUGA